AUGGCAGACGAAGAUGAGUACCGUUGUUUUGUUGGUGGCCUUGCAUGGUCAACAUCGGAUAGAAAGUUAAAGGAUACAUUUGAAAAAUUUGGCAAGCUUACGGAGGCAAAGGUGGUUGUUGACAAGUUCUCUGGACGUUCUCGUGGUUUUGGAUUUGUCACAUUUGAUGAAAAGAAAGCAAUGGAGGAUGCUAUUGAUUCUAUGAAUGGGAUAGAUUUAGAUGGCCGAACUAUUACGGUCGACAAAGCUCAACCUCAACAAGGAUCAGCUAGAGAUGAUGGUGAUCGCUACCGAGAACGUGGUCGUGACCGUGGUGAUCGUGACCGUGACCGAGGUGGUCGAGGAUCCAGUGAUGGAGGAUGCUUUAAUUGUGGUAAACCUGGCCAUUUUGCUAGGGAGUGCCCUAGUGAAGGGGGAAGAGGAGGGAGGUAUGGUGGUGGUAGAGAAAGUAGAUACGGUGGAAGCGGUGGUGGUGGUCACUAUGGUCCUGAUAGAAACGGAGAUCGUUAUUCUGGAGGUCGUAGCAGGGACGCUGGUAGUCGUGGAGAUUCUGGAAAUGAUCGUUACUCCCGUGAUCGUGAACGUGAUCGUGCUGGACCAUAUGAACGACGUGGAUCUGGAGGCUUUCGUUGA
This is a messenger RNA of Lathyrus sativus (Indian pea), 633 nucleotides long. The record is from the annotation of a GenBank genome assembly. Lineage: Eukaryota; Viridiplantae; Streptophyta; Magnoliopsida; Fabales; Fabaceae.